Uranotaenia lowii is the source of this 830-nucleotide messenger RNA. Its product is annotated as mitochondrial import receptor subunit TOM40 homolog 2-like. The record is from RefSeq and is a predicted model, not a curated record. The annotation marks the transcript as partial. Gene Ontology annotation, cellular component: mitochondrial outer membrane; mitochondrial outer membrane translocase complex. Gene Ontology annotation, biological process: protein import into mitochondrial matrix. Gene Ontology annotation, molecular function: transmembrane protein transporter activity. The transcript has 3 exons. Lineage: Eukaryota; Metazoa; Arthropoda; Insecta; Diptera; Culicidae.
CAAUACACCGGAACAAGUACGACGACGACAGUACGAUGCUACAACCCUACCAACGAGUCGUGCCGAGUAACGUUGGAUCAUUUGAUAGGCUACAACGAUCGGUUAGCUUUCGGUGCGGAACUUCUCUGCGAGUGGUAUCGACAGGCGACCAAUGCUCAAAUAGCUAUCGCAGCGAGGUACACCCGAGAUAAAUAUUCGUUCGCGGCCACCGGCUCGAUGGAGGCGUUCGAUUUAAGCUACUGGCGUAAGGUGAACGAUAGGAUACAGAUAGGCUCAUCACUCGCGUGUAGCCACCGGGAGGGAAAAGCCAUCGGCACAAUUUAUUACCGGGUGGAACGGCCAGAUUGCACCGUCCGGGGGCUUUUCGAUUCCAACUGGUCCGUGGGAUUCACUUAUCAGAGGAGGUUGAAACAGAUGCCGAUCAAUGCCGGCAUCAGUCUAUUAUUCUGCAUCCCGAAAAACACCUUUCAGGGUGGGUUUAAAAUUGAUUUAGACUCUAAUUUGCAGUGACCGAUUGAAGUGGUUUCGAUGUUCGGGGUUUCUAUGAUUCUGUUUUUUUGGAGGUUUUUGGAUUCUGGGAAGUAGCUUGCAAAAUGACCGGAAGGACAUGAAGAACGAUCGGAUAAGCUGUGAAAAAGUUCGUCAUGAGCAGCGAUUAUCGCACGCCAAUCGAACUGCUGAUGCUGAUGCGGUAUCCAAAUAUAAGGGAAUCAAUAAAUAAAUUAAGCCUCCAUGCGAAAUUUGGGCGGCAGUGAAUGACGGAUUAUUUUUAUCUUCGAUGUACUUUUAAAUUUCGGAUUCAAUAAAGUCGUAGCACUUAUUUUUUUCAA